This is a messenger RNA of Solanum stenotomum, 1272 nucleotides long. RefSeq names its product F-box/LRR-repeat protein At3g03360-like. NCBI's taxonomy places the organism in Eukaryota, Viridiplantae, Streptophyta, Magnoliopsida, Solanales, Solanaceae. The record is from RefSeq and is a predicted model, not a curated record. The transcript has 3 exons. Gene Ontology annotation, molecular function: protein binding. The coding region runs from base 1 to 1272 and encodes 423 amino acids.
AUGUUGAGAAAUUCGAAGAAGCGAAAGGUGAAAUUGAGAAAAUCGAAGAAGCAAAAGGUAACAGAGGAAGAAGCACCAAUCAAUAAGUUGCCAGAUGCAGUCCUCGUAAAAAUUCUCUCACUUCUGCCAACAGAGGAAGCAUUCAGAACUUGUGUUAUCUCUAAAAAGUGGCAAACUCUCUCAACUUUAAUUUAUAGCUUCAAUUUCAAUUGUUCAGAAUACCGGGAAAGAGAAGAUUUAUCAUUUAUUCAUAAUGCAUUAGAACAUUCCCGCUCUUCCAAAAUCGAAAAGUUUGAACUCGACUUAACUGAAUGCAUGGACUUGUGUCAAUUAGACUACAAUUUGAAGUUUGAUUUUGAUUUCCUAGUCAAUCGUUGUUGUAGAUUUGCUGUUAAGAGAAAUGUGGAAAAUCUUGUAUUGGGUUUAUAUAGUCCUGAAGAGUGCCCAUUGCCUGAAUCUCUCUACACCUGUUCGUCAUUGAUAACUUUAGAUGUUACGCUAUGUUGUGGCUUUAUUAAUGAUGCGGUCAUUUCGUGGAACUCUCUAAAGAGCAUAACAUUGGGGUAUGUGGUGUUUACCGAUGAGGACAUGGUGAAAUUACUGUCAGGCUGUCCUUCAUUGGAAACAAUGGAAUUAUAUAGGUAUGACGGUUUCCGUCGCGUGGAAAUUAAUUCAUCAACAUUAAAGACACUGAAGCUGAUAGAUUAUGGGAUUCCUGGAGUUGGAUAUGAAUUAGAUGGGGUUUCUGGAGUUAGAGAUGAAUUAGAAAUUAUUGCCCCGUAUCUUCAGAAUUUGGAAAUAUCAGGAGAUUUUCUUGAUGUCAAGUGUAAACUUGUUGAUGUCUCUUCUGUAGUUAAUGCUAAGAUUAAUUACAACAAUAAAUGUAUCAAUCACGUCCCAAAUGUUAAUGAAGAACACAACUGCCGUGACUAUCAUCAAGUAUUAUAUUCCCUCAUCCAAGAAAAUCUUCAAAAGUUAUGUUAUGCAACUGAGCUAACAAUUGGAAAUUGGUUCACACAGUUAGAUGAUAUUUGCAACUAUGUUGACAACUCACGCUGCAACUUUGAGUUACGUGAUUUGGCCAAAGGAGUUAAUAUGGAUUUGCAGAAUUGUGUUUCAAGACUUGAGUUACACAACCUCAAGAAUGUUAAGAUUGUCAUCUCAUCAAUGCUGUGCUUGAAGUAUCAUAUGCUGAGAUUCUCUUGUGACUCUUAUUUUGCUGGAUCUAUUAAGAUGAGCGAUUUGCGAGUCACAUUCUUUUAUGAUAAUUAG